Mesorhabditis spiculigera is the source of this 2973-nucleotide messenger RNA. NCBI's taxonomy places the organism in Eukaryota, Metazoa, Nematoda, Chromadorea, Rhabditida, Rhabditidae. The record is from the annotation of a GenBank genome assembly.
AUGGCCGAGGAGAAUGGCUUGGCUUCUCCGAAACAUGAUGAGGAUGACGAGCCUUCGACUUCAAAUGUACAUCCAGACCCAAUGAUGGCUUCUCCUUCAUCUACAAAUGACCCAACACCACUCGCUGAGGUUGACAUCUUCCCCUACAAGAAACAAAGGCCCGAGCGCCCAGGAGAGACCCGAUCAGAACAGGGUUCUUCAUCCACAAAACACGACUCCAGGGAGGAAGACCUUCUGGAAGAAGAUCCGGACGGCAUCGGCCCAACCUUCCCACCCACUGACCAGUUUGGCUUCAUCCGAAAGUCUGAGCAAAUCGAUAAUUAUCGUCCAACGAUAAAGAUGAGCAAGCUGCAUCAGCGGGAGCGGAAGUGGAUCGAGAUGCUGGAGAAUUGGCAUCAUUAUAUGGACGAAAAGUACGACAAGAUCAAGUCGCGAUGUCGGAAGGGAAUUCCGCCAGCUCUUCGCGGAAGAGUUUGGAAAUACCUGUCUGGAGCGAAAUUCCAGAUGGAAGUUUCGAACAAUAAGCUCGUUUUUGAGUAUUUGUUGCGACAGCCGGGCGAGGAGAAGUACAUCGAUGAAAUCAAUAAAGACCUCAACCGCCAAUUCCCGGAGCAUGAGCUCUUCGCAGCUGAAGGGAAAUAUGCGCAGGGAGGAAAGGAAGAUCUCUUCGAAUUACUAAAGGCCUGGACAGUGCUCCAUCCGGAAGAAGGAUAUUGUCAAGGACAGGCUCCUAUUGCCUCGGUUCUGUUGAUGCACAUGCCGCUACGAGAUGCUUUCUAUUGCUUCGUACAAAUUUGCCACAAGUAUCUGCCCGGUUAUUACAGCCCCGGAUUGGAAGCCGUCCAAGUUGAUGGCGAUCUGCUAAACCAGCUCCUCAAAGACAAGGCCAAGACUUGCUAUCGCCACUUGAAGGAGCAAAAUGUGAGCCCGGUGCUCUAUAUGAUCGAAUGGUUUAUGUGCAUCUAUUGCCGCUCGCUGCCCUGGCCAACCGUUCUUCGCAUCUGGGAUAUGUUUCUAUGUGAAGGUAUGAAAGUACUUCUCAAGGUGGCCUUGGUUUUGCUGCACGGCUCGUUCGGAAAUCGUCAGGCGUGCAAGUCGGCUCCGGAUAUGCAUUCGAUCCUCGUUCGGCUGAAGAACUUGCCGAGGACAUUGACGGAUGAGGAAACGCUCGUCAAGAAGGCCGACUUCGGAGUCAUUCUGGGUGUCUACUUGCCGACUAUCCAGCAUAUUCUGGGCGUUACGAGGUUCAUCCGUCUUUUCUGGGCGGUCGGCAUAGCUGGGCGGACAGACAUUCCUGAUGGUUCCCUUUGCUGCUGUUGUACAUUCCUCACCUGCAUCUCUAUCUCGGCCAUCGCCACCAACGGAGUCAUGGAAUCUGGCGGUGCUUACUAUUUGAUUUCCAGGAAUCUCGGGCCGGAAUUCGGGUCUGCCGUCGGGAUUCUGUUCUACCUGGCCAACACUGUCGCGACCAGCAUGUACUUGGUAGGAGGGAUCGAAAUCUUGCUGCUCUAUAUCUUCCCGAAUCUGGCGAUCGGCGGCAGGGACGUGCACCACGAUACGGGCACAUGGGGGAUGCUGACGCACAACCUGCGGCUUGACUCCACUAUUCUACUUCUCAACGAAUUCGCCAUCGUCGCAAUGGGUGUCAAGUUCGUUCAGCUGCUAGCGCCGGUGAGUGACUCUCAUCUGUGUCAUCUGCUCAAUCUGUUCUGUUAUGCCGGCGGUGUUGAAAAGACUCUAAAUCCUUCUGCUGGGCACUAUGUUUGCAUGCGGAACGAUCGACUGCUACAGUCGGAUGUUGUACUCCCGCCCGGCGCCGCCUUUGUGGAUAUGUGCCUCUACUACAACAAAAGUUACAUGAAUCUGCUGAACCUUGCAUCACAACUGAAGGCCGGCCGUGGUUUGAGCAUCGUUGCGUCCUUUAUUCGCGGAAAUCCGUUUUCGGUUGAUGACAGCAAACGGACAAAUGAGAUCAGUGCCCGUAUGGAGGCCGACAUGGGCAACCUGCGAUUGCGCGGUUUUAGCAAGGCUAUCAUUUAUGGAGAAGAUCAAAUCAUCGGCCUCAUGUGCACCUUGGUGCAGUCAAUUGGACUCGGCGGCCUAAAGCCCGACACAAUGCUCAUUUCUUGGCCCACGCAUGAUCGCGGAGAGCACGAACUAGCCGGCAGCGAAUGCCAGACCUUGACCGACAAGCUCCACGCCGCGGUGGCCAUGGAAAUGGCUCUGCUGAUCGACGUUUACUGGAUUGUGCAAGUCGGAGGGCUCUGUAUCCUGAUGGCUUAUCUUCUGAAGCUGAACAAGAUUUGGCGUGGCUGCAAACUUCGCAUCGCCACCGCCCAAGAAUCCGACAACAACACGCGCAUGCAACAAGACUUGCAGAAGUACGUUUACCAACUUCGGAUCGACACGAAGAUACUUAUCGCCGAGUUGGCCGAUCCGCAAAUCUCGAAGAAUGCCUUUGAACGGACGCUGUUGAUGGAGGAGCGUACGAUAUUCAUCCACAAGAUGCAGCAACAGCGCUCGAUUCAGCGGGGCGAGGGGCAGUAUUUUUCGCUUUUGGUGGUCGCCGAGCACCAGCAAGCACGCGAGAAGGUCAACAGCAAGGGGACGAUCAGCAGCAGCGAGGCCGAUGCCGAGACUGAAGAUAGCGGGGAGGCUGAGAAGAAGCACGACGACGAGAAUGAGGCCGUUCCCGCACUGAACGACCACGAUAAGAAGCAGGACGUGAAGAAGAAGAAGGUGUGCGCGCUGAACAGGGACAAAGUUCACAAAAUGCACACGGCCAUCCGCCUCAACGAGCUGAUCACGGAACCUUCGAAGGAGGAUUCUCAGCGGGUGCUGCUCAACCUGCCGCCGCCGAUUGGACGUGAAGGGCUCGAUGACUACAUACAUUACUUGGAGGUGCUUUCCGACAACCUGCCGCGUGUCAUUUUCGUCAGAGGCACCGGCAAGGAAGUCCUUACACCCGGUUCU